This is a messenger RNA of Coccinella septempunctata (seven-spotted ladybird), 2110 nucleotides long. RefSeq names its product serine protease 27. Lineage: Eukaryota; Metazoa; Arthropoda; Insecta; Coleoptera; Coccinellidae. Gene Ontology annotation, biological process: proteolysis. Gene Ontology annotation, molecular function: serine-type endopeptidase activity. Bases 116 to 1297 code for a protein of 393 amino acids. The transcript has 6 exons. The record is from RefSeq and is a predicted model, not a curated record.
UGACAUCUUCAACCGGUUAUAACAGAAGAGAUAUUUUAACAGUAGAUCUGGCAGUCUGGUGAAGAUCAUUCUUGCUGGCAAAAUGAUCACAGCAGUGGCUUAAGAUGAUCGAGACAUGCGUACAUUUGUGUUACUGUUGUUGUGCGGUCAUGUUGUUCAAGGUUUCAGUUUGUGGAAGUUGAUAUCGAAGAGGCUGGAGGAAAAUCGUAUAGAUGGCAGUUUUCACGAUCACUCGAAAGGAUUAGAAAAUACAGGUCGAGUUUUUGUGACUCUCUUUGGUUAUCCUGCGAAAUGUCAAAUACAUGGUAUUUCUCAUUCCUGUACCAUAUCCAUAGCUUGCUGGAUGGCAGGUGGUUCAGUUCAGCCUGGAUGUGGUGCUAGCUCAUGGAUUGUAGCUUGCUGUGUUACCCAGAAGAAAAAACGACCAGAUGAGCAAAAGAAAGAAAAGAAGAACUCAGAGAUAGAGGUAGCUCCCACUGCUAUUUUGCAGAGAAGAACUGACGAAGUAGAGGAACAAUGUGGAAUAUCUACAGACAGAAUGUUCAUGAAGAGGAUUAUUGGUGGUAAUAAGGCUAAAUUUGGGCAAUACCCUUGGCAGGUCUAUAUAAAGAUUGGUUCAUAUCAGUGCGGAGGCGUUUUAGUGUCCCAUCGUUAUGUCGCAACGGCGGCGCAUUGCAUUAUAACCGCCAAAUUGAAGGAUAUCUUGGUGUAUUUGGGAGAGCUCGAUACCCAGGACACCGGGGAGGUUUCAGAGCUUGCACCAGCUGAGCUGCACAGGGUGAGGAGAAGACUGAUUCAUCCGAAAUUUCAAUAUCGAACAACGCAGCCUGACCGCUAUGAUGUGGCUUUAUUGGAGCUGCUUACCGAAGCCGGAUACGCCUACUAUAUUUCCCCCAUUUGCCUCCCCGAUUCCGACAUAUCCCUAUCGGGUCGAAACGCUGUGGUUGCAGGAUGGGGAAAAACCCUGCCUUCUAAUGAACUCAUGGGCACCAACAUUCUCAGGAGUGCAUCAGUUCCGAUUUUAGAUAUAGAGGAAUGCAUAGCAUGGCACAAAGUCAAGCAGAUCUCAGUGGAGCUUCACGAAGAGAUGCUAUGCGCUGGUCACAAGAGCGGAAUGCGAGAUGCCUGCUUGGGAGACUCUGGAGGACCGCUUAUCCUGCAGGAGAACGGCAGAUGGACGCUGGUAGGAAUAACGAGCGCGGGCUUCGGUUGCGGCGAGCCCCAUCAGCCUGGAAUUUACCACAACGUCGCAUUAUCCACGGACUGGAUCAAGUCUGUUGUUGAGUUUGGGGUUUGACGUUCGGGUGGUUAACUGAAAUCGGAAACUUCUACCGACUAUCGAGAAAUUCAUGUCGAAUCAGAUAAACGGAUAUGAUGGGAUUAUGCGUUGAUUGGGAAGUAGGUACUAUGGGUCUAAUUAUGUUUCUGCAUGAGGAGAAACUGGAGAAUUAUAUCCACACAUUAAUUCAUUAUUGGUUACUUGAAAAUUGAGGAAGACUUGAAUCUUAUUGAUAUAGAACGAGUAUGCUUUUACUUUUUUCCUUUGUUCUUGAGGGAAGAUCGCCUAGGCCUAAUACUAGGCCCCCUAAACAGUGACAUAACCUAGAAGAUCAUUUGAACUGACUUAAUAAUAUAACUUCGAAGCAAACCAAUCAGCGAUACCACAACAGGUACUUUGCUACAACUUAAGUAUAUCUAGUUACUUUAUGAAUGACAAUCAUUAUCAAUUCUCCAAUUAUUUAACACCAUUCAAUCUUCCUCAAGAGCUCAAACUCCCUCAUGAGGAACACUAGCAGUUAGCAUUCUUCUGCUAAGAAAAAAAUACAAGAAGUAUCCUAUUUCAUGAUCAACGUUCUGAAAAAUUCGAAGGAACUGAACUCCUAACAUCAAUAUUUAUAAUUUCCAUCCAUUAUUGAAACAACAUGAGAUUGAGUAUGUUGACAUUGAAGAAUUAAAAAAAGCUGAUGGACUCAAACAAUUUUUUCACUUCAUUUUUGUCAUUUUCUUCAUUCCAUGUAAUUAUUGUUAUAUUUUGAGUAGGUAUGCUUGAAAUUGCUCAUCGUAUCGGCCAUUCCUAUUUAUAAAUCGAUAUUAUUGCGAUAACUCAUUA